Messenger RNA from Seminavis robusta, 2754 nucleotides. The record is from the annotation of a GenBank genome assembly. Lineage: Eukaryota; Bacillariophyta; Bacillariophyceae; Naviculales; Naviculaceae.
AUGACAGGAGACUCUGGUGGCAAGAAGAAGGGAUCGGGAGGGUCUGCAAGCAAUGGAUUCAAAGCCUUGGGUCUCUCGGAACCGGUGUUCCAUGGGAUUGUUCGAAUGGGCUUUCGGAUGCCCACGCCAGUCCAGAGAAAAGCAUUGCCUGUGAUUCUGACUGGUGCUGAUGCAUGUGUCAUGGCCAGAACUGGCAGUGGCAAGACCAUUGCCUUUUUGGUGCCCUUAUUGGAGAAACUAUUAAAGUUAAAUGCCAGUCGGCAUCAACAAGCACCGCAACAAUCCUCCUGUCGCGCCGUCAUCUUAUCACCUACGCGGGAACUCAGCAUGCAAACCCUAAAAGUGCUCCACAAAUUGGCACAUUUUGCCGACCUUCGUGCAGUGGGCAUUCAUGGUGGAGAAGGAAUGGAAAAACAGUUUGACAUGCUGGCUUCCAAACCAGACAUUAUUGUGGCGACUCCGGGACGUUUGGCACACCACUUGACGGAAAUUCCAGACUUUGAUUUGACCAACUGUCAAAUGUGCAUCUUGGACGAAGGAGAUCGAUGUAUGGAAAUGGGAUUUUCACAACAGAUUCGACAAAUUGGAAGGACCAUGCCCGAAAACUGCCAAAAGAUCAUUCUCAGUGCCACCAUGCCCAAAGUGCUCGUGGAAUUCACAAAGUCGGGCUUUUGUACCGACCCGCAAGUGGUCCGAUUGGACACCGAAUGUAGUGUCAGCGAAGAGCUUCGAAUUGCCUUUUUGGCUUGUCGGAGUUCCGAAAAGGAUGCUGCACUAAUGCAUGUAUUGCAUCAGAUACAAGAAGAUCUGGAAACCAACGAUGCCUUACGGACUGGAUUGACCAUUAUCUUUGCCGCGACACGACACCAUGUCGAGUACAUACACUGUCUGUUGCAAGCAUCAGGGAUUUCAAGUACUCUUAUCUACGGAACGCUGGACCAAGAUGCCAGAAAAGCAAACCUAUCGGCAUUUCGAUCGGGGAAGAAGAGUGUGUUGGUGGUUACGGAUGUGGCGGCAAGAGGGAUUGAUGUUCCUUUAAUUGAUCAUGUUAUUCAUUAUCAUUUCCCACCCGAGGCGAAAUUGUUUGUGCACAGGAGUGGACGGGCAGCCAGAGCAGGGAGAAUUGGAUUCUGCUGGGGUCUAGUGGACCCGGAAGAAAUGCCCUACAUGGUCGAUUUACAUCUGUUUCUUGGGAGAAAACCAAUGAACGCCCCGGAAGGAAACGACAAUCUAUCGUAUUCACUGCAGGAAAUGACUCCUGAAAUGGUGCAUUAUGGAUCACUGCCGGUUUCCAUUCUGACGCAGGAAGUUGAGAACGUCCAUCGUAUCAUCAAUUCGGAAUUGGCUGGGUCGUUGGAAACGGAGUCGUUACAAUCACUCGCCAGAGUAUGCAACAAUGCUAUGAAACAGUACCGGAGAACACGGCCGGAGGCGUCCAAAGAUGGCGUUCGACGCGCCAAGGCCAUUAUGGAAGGAGCGCGCCUGGAGUCGGGGCAGCGGAUUGGGCAGGGGAGGAUUCCCACCCACCCUCUAUUGCGAGAUACAGAAGAAAAGGUGUAUCUUGCUACUGUUAAAGGCGCAGACGACGAGGAUAAGGAACAAACCUUGAGCAAUUUUCACGACCAUGAGAGCAUGUUGCAGGAGAUUGCUGCAUUUCGGCCCAAAGAGACUGUCUUUGAGGCGUUCGCCACUGGUGUUGGAAAGGAUGUUGGUGUUGCCAGUCAGGUGGACAGAGGGCGCACGACAAAUACCAAGAAAAACAAUUCAACGGCCGCGCUGUUUGCAAUGAAGAAUAUGCGACGUCAGAUGAAAACUGUCAGAAGCAAAGGGACAGCACUUGUUGUUGCAGGCAGCUCGACAGCACAAAAGCUGAACCAAGACGAGGAGGAGCCCGCCGAAUCGGAACAUAAGGACGCAUCCGAUGCAGGUGGAAAGAGUGUUGACAAAAGCAGCAACAAGGUUGACCAGGCGAGUGGCUCUACUCCAGAAAUCCGUCGUCCGAAGAAAUUUUUGUCCAAGGCGGAGAGACGAAAGCUAGCAAAGGCCAAGAAAUCUGGGGGAAACACUUCGAAUGCUGAGGCUCCCACGAGUAUUACUAGCAACAAACCGAAAAAACAGCAAACAGACUUUCGCGAUCCAGCAUUCUACAUUGACAACGACCUGACGUCCAACACUGAAGAAGCUCACAGGGCUCGCAAGAUUGAAGCAGCGAUGCAGCCUAGUGCAGGGAUGAAAGGUAUUAUCGGUGCCGCUUUCAGGAUUGAAGAAGCCAUGCUUGACGUCGUCGGAGACGAAAACGAAGAGUUGGUUCAAAAGCAAAGGAUGACUCGGUGGGACAAGUCAAAGCGAAAGUAUGUACAGACCACAGUCGGCGACGAGUUGCGGGGCGAGAGCAAAAGCAAGAAAACGAGGCUCGAAAGUGGUCAGCUAGUGGCGACCGAAAAAAUGAAGCUUGGGGAACUAUAUGCCAAGUGGCAGAAGAAGACGAAUCGCAGCAUCGGUAGAACCGGUGUCUUCGAUUCUUCUGAAGGCCCAUCGACCAGUGAGCAGUACAACAGUAGAGAAGCAAAGGGCAAGCAAGGCGCCGUCAAAUCAGCUGUUGAAAUCAAGAAGGAACGCGAAAAGAAGCAAAACAUGAAGAUCAAAAACAUGAAGAAAGAAGAUAGGAGACGUUUAGAGCAAAAGCAAAAGCGAGGUCAGGGGAAAUCAAACGAUGUUGGUCGACAGAAACCUCAAGGCAAGAAGCGCAGAUAG